Messenger RNA from Cucumis sativus (cucumber), 1840 nucleotides. RefSeq lists its product as uncharacterized. Bases 63 to 1559 code for a protein of 498 amino acids. The record is from RefSeq and is a predicted model, not a curated record. The transcript has a single exon. NCBI's taxonomy places the organism in Eukaryota, Viridiplantae, Streptophyta, Magnoliopsida, Cucurbitales, Cucurbitaceae.
CCGCUCAUUUUUCUCCACACUCACAAAUUCACUUCAUAAUUAUUUCUCUCAAACAAAAGAAAAUGCCAAUUCCAACUCCCUCUUCUUCUCCGCUCCUCCUCUCUAAAUGCAUUGUCUUCCCCGAUCAACCUUCCUCCCUCCCCGACCUCCAACUCUCCGUCUCCGAUCUCCCCAUGCUCUCCUGUCACUAUAUCCAAAAAGGCUGUCUCUUCACUACUUCCAAUAAUCUCGACGCCACUUCUAUCAUCCAGCGUCUCAAAUGCAGUCUCUCCAGAGCUCUCUCUCGUUUUCCUCCUCUCGCCGGUCGUUUAGUCACUGACGACGAUGGUUACGUUUACAUCAAAUGUAACGACGCUGGUGUCGACUUCAUCCACACCAAUGCCGGUGAAUUUUUCGUUCGUGACCUUCUCGCUCCUGGCGAUGUCCCUGAUUGCUUCAAGGAGUUUUUUGCUUUUGAUCGAACCGUUAGUUUCGCCGGUCAUUUUAAUCCAAUCAUGGCCGUUCAAGUCACCUUCCUCGCCGACGGCAUUUUCAUUGGCUGCUCCGUUAACCACGCUGUCACCGACGGUACCUCCUUUUGGAAUUUCUUCAACACAUUUGCCGAGGAGUGUAAAUCGACAACGACGACUAAAAAACUCGCUAUCACUCCGUCACCGGAUUUCCUGCGUGAUUGUGUUCUUGUUUCUCCGACUGUCCUCCGACUGCCGUCGAGUGGUCCUAAAGUUACGUUCUCCGGGGAUGUACCGUUACGGGAGAGAAUAUUUAGUUUCAGUAGAGAAGCAAUUUUGAAACUGAAAGCUAAAACGAAUGAAAAGAAAUUAAUCGAUAACGGGGAGCUAACGGUAACGGCCGUGGAGAUUAUGGGGAAGCAAAGUAAUGAUAAGUACUGUCAAAAUAACGGAAAAGUAGGGACCAUUAAAGACAGCUGGAACAGAAACGACACCGUUUCGAAAGAAAACGCGAAUUGCGAGGAGAUCCCAAACACAACGAUAUCGUCGUUUCAAUCACUUUGCGCCUUGUUAUGGAGGUCAGUAACACGAGCGAGAAAACUCCCACCCAACAAAAUGACAACCUUUCGUAUGGCGGUGAACUGUCGUCACCGGCUUGAGCCGAAGUUGGAUCCUUACUACUUCGGUAAUGCAAUUCAGAGUGUUCCGACGUACGCUUCCGCCGCCGAUGUUCUCUCUCGGGAUCUGCGGUGGUGCGCUGAGAAGUUGAACGAGAACGUGAUGGCGCACGAUAAUGGAAUGGUGCGGCGGUUUGUAGAGGAUUGGGAGGGGAAUCCGAGGGUCUUUCCACUGGGGAACGCCGAUGGUGCGUCGAUUACGAUGGGAAGUUCUCCUAGAUUUCCGAUGUAUGAGAACGAUUUCGGAUGGGGACGACCGUUGGCGGUGAGGAGUGGACGGGCGAAUAAGUUCGACGGGAAGAUUUCGGCGUUUCCUAGUAGAGAGAGCGGUGGAAGCGUUGAUUUGGAGGUGGUUUUAGCUCCGGAAACUAUGGCGGGGAUUGAAUCAGAUUGGGAAUUCAUGCAAUAUGUUUCGUCUACUUCGUCGAAUUAAAAGGUAAAUUUAGUAGAAAGUUUGUGCAAAUUUCGGCCUUCCAUGGCAUAACGGUGAGGAUGAAGAAGAAGAUGAUGAUGAUAAAUAUAUGUAUGUGUGUCUUCUGUGGAAAAUGAAACUAUUAUAUGAAGACGAAGAAGCUUGUUUUUUCUGUGAAAUAUUGAAAAUUUUAUAAUAAUCGGAUUUUUCAUCAAGACUGUUCGUGUUGGAUUAUGAGUGAUGAUGAUACAUCACCUCAGUUCAGUUUUCAGAAAUGAAUAAUUCUAAUCUUUUUUUAUUAA